Magnolia sinica is the source of this 3560-nucleotide messenger RNA. Its product is annotated as pentatricopeptide repeat-containing protein At4g02750. The transcript has 2 exons. Bases 141 to 2531 code for a protein of 796 amino acids. NCBI's taxonomy places the organism in Eukaryota, Viridiplantae, Streptophyta, Magnoliopsida, Magnoliales, Magnoliaceae. Gene Ontology annotation, biological process: RNA modification. The record is from RefSeq and is a predicted model, not a curated record. Gene Ontology annotation, molecular function: protein binding; zinc ion binding; RNA binding.
CGCUCCCUCGCAGCACAUCAUUACGCAACAGCUAUAAAAACUGCCACAACGUAUGACAAGCAAAACCAACCGUUACAACCGGUUUAAAAAUCGGUUUUGCCGUAUCGUAUGGUUACGGGAUCGUCUCGUCCUGUGUCGGCAUGUAUGGGGCUGUUUCGGGCCGAUACAUCCGUAUCGUUCAUGGACGAUACCGGCACGUCUCGGGUUAUACGUACCGGACGAUACACAACGCCUCCCGCCUUCUGCGAGUAGAAGCAGUCGACAAACUCCAAAAGAAACUCGACCGAAAUUCAAAUCUAUCCAAAAAACUAGCCGUUAGGCCUUCUAAAAAACCCAACAAGAAGAAGUACCCAUCUUCGUCUGCAGAAUCUGAGAUCGUUAAAUGCAACAUGGCCAUAAGCGACCACAUGAGGAAUGGCCGGUGCGAGUCCGCCCUUGAACUCUUCGGCGCAAUGACCAAGCGAACUACCGUAUCUUGGAAUGCUAUGAUAUCUGGGUACUUGAUGAAUGGCCGAUUCGACCUUGCCCACCGAUUCUUUGCUGAAAUGCCUGAGAGGGAUUUGGUUUCUUGGAAUGUUAUGAUUAACGGGUACAUCCGUAAACGUAAUUUGUAUGCUGCCCGCCUGAUUUUCGAUGAAAUGCCUGAACGAGAUGUUGUGUCGUGGAAUACAAUGAUUUCGGGUUAUACCCAGAAUGGGUAUGUGGAUGAAGCGAGGGAGAUUUUUGAUAGGAUGCCGGUUAAGAAUUCAAUCUCGUGGAAUGUGAUCCUUGUUGGGUAUAUACAGAAUGGGCGGAUUCAAGAUGCUUGCAGGCUUUUUGAGUCGAAGUUGGAUUGGGAUACAGUUUCGUGGAAUGCCAUGAUGUCGGGUUAUGUGCGUAGAAAGAGAUUGGCCGAUGCUCGGGCGUUGUUUGAUAGGAUGCCAGAGAAGGACUUGGUUUCUUGGAAUACAAUGAUCACAGGUUACACACAGGAUGGAGAUUUGACAGAGGCACAGAAAUUGUUUGAAGAAUCACCAAAGCGGGAUGUCUUCACUUGGACUGCCAUGGUGUCUGGAUACGUGCAGAAUGGGAUGUUGGCAGAAGCGAGAAGAGUGUUUGAUGAAAUGCCCGAGAAGAACUCUGUUUCUUGGAAUGCGAUGAUUGCUGGGUAUUUGCAAUGUAAAAUGAUGGAUGCAGCUAAGGAGUUGUUUGAGGCAAUGCCAUGUCGAGAUAUUAGUUCUUGGAAUUCAAUGAUUACAGGUUAUUCCCAAAACGGGGAGGUUGAUCUUGCUCGUCAGCUAUUCGAUGAGAUGCCACAACGUGACUCAAUCUCUUGGGCGGCAAUGAUUUCUGGGUAUGCUCAGGGUGGUUUUAGUGAAGAAGCAUUGUGCCUUUUUAUACAAAUGAAAAGAGACGGUGAGAGGAUUACAAGGUCGACGUUCACCAGUGCUUUGAGUACAUGUGCAGAUAUUGCGGCUUUAGAGUGUGGGAAGCAAGUGCAUGGCCGUCUUGUCAAGGCAGGAUAUGAGACAGGUUGCUUUGUGGGGAAUGCACUUCUUGUAAUGUAUUGUAAGUGUGGGAGCAUAGAUGAAGCAUACGAUGCAUUUGUGGGAAUGCCGGAGAAGGAUGUGGUCACGUGGAACACAAUGAUCCAAGGUUAUGCAAGACAUGGAUUUGGCAAGGAGGCAGUGGAAGUCUUUGAAUCGAUGAGGAUGACGGAUGUCAAACCCGAUGAUGUCACCAUGGUUGGAGUUUUAUCGGCAUGCAGCCAUGCUGGCUUAGUUGACAAAGGCAUGCAUUACUUCUACUCUAUGAAUCAAGAUUAUGGUAUAGCAGCGAAGGCACAGCACUACACUUGCAUGAUCGAUCUUCUUGGCCGAGCAGGGCGCAUGGAAGAUGCUCAGGCACUCAUGACAAGUAUGCCAUUUGAACCAGAUGGGACAAUGUGGGGAGCUUUGCUUGGUGCAAGUAGAAUUCACGGCAAUACAAACUUAGGAGAGAAGGCAGCUGAAAGGAUUUUUGAGAUGGAGCCUGCAAAUUCGGGAAUGUAUGUUCUCCUCUCAAAUUUGUAUGCAGCGGCAGGUAGAUGGAGUGAUGUAAGUAAGAUGAGAGUGAUUAUGAGAGACAGAGGUGUGAAGAAGGUGCCUGGUUUCAGUUGGAUUGAGGUGAAGAAUAGAGUCCAUACGUUCUCAGUCGGUGAUUCUGUGCACUCUGACAAGGAGAAGAUCUAUGCUUUCCUGGAGGAGUUGGAUCUGCAAAUUAAAGAAGCAGGCUAUGUGUCUGCAACAAAAUUGGUGUUGCAUGAUGUGGAAGAGGAGGAAAAAGAGCAUAUGCUUAAGUAUCACAGUGAAAAACUAGCUGUUGCAUUUGGGAUUUUGAAUGUGCCUCCUGGUAGACCCAUUCGGGUGAUCAAGAACCUCCGAGUAUGUGAAGACUGCCACAAUGCUAUCAAACACAUAUCAAAGGUAGUGAGGAGGUCAAUAAUCUUAAGGGACUCCAACCGGUUUCACCAUUUUAACGAUGGUUUGUGUUCAUGUGGGGAUUACUGGUAAGAAAGAAGAAGACAAUGAAUGAGAAGGCCUGGUCAAAGAGUCUGCUGUGUCUGUCUAAAUCAGCUAACCCUUGGAUCUCAUGUUGGAAGUUUCAUGUUCUUAUGGAGAUUAGGGGUGUGUCUGAGAGAGGUCAAAUGGAAUCGUCAUUCAAGGAAGAAGCGAGACUAAUAGGGCUCUCAAUGGGCUGGGCCUAGGGUUGGCUUGGCCUGGAUUUUGAACUGUUCGGGCUGGGCCUGACAAGCCUGGCCUAUUCAAAAUUUUGAAUUUGCGUGGCCUGAGCCUGACCCAUUGACAGCCUCCAAAGACUAAGGUCCAGCUUGAUAUGGUUCCAUCAAAGGAGAUCGACUGGAUCAGUAUAUGUUCCUUUAGAUUACUGAUAUUAAGGCAGCAUAGGAACUGAAAAUUGCAAGGAAGAAGAUGUUGAAUAUGUGUGUUUACCAAAUCGGAAACUGAAACUAGCCUUUUUCUUGUGGGGAUUGUUGACUAUCCAAUAGGAGGUUGGACGAUAUUAUUGGGAAGAUGGAUAGAGAAAAGUGCCUGUCUAGAGAAGUGGCUUUUUAUUGCCUUGACUGCCUAAAGAUGAUCGGAAUGACGUUGCUUUGGAUUGUUGAUAUCUAACAUGCAGUUAUAAGGACUGUAAAUGGAAGAAAGGUCAAUUUGGUUACUGUUAAGUGGGACGUCAUAGGGGAAGUUGAAUUUUCUUUGGAGACUGGUGGAGAGAGCCCGAAGGAUGUUGCCAAUCAGAAAAGGCAGCCAGCCCAGGAAAACAACCGAGUCAGACAAGGAUGGUUUUGUUUCCAAGCCAUGGGGGCGAGCCCAAGAAGAUUAUAGAGCUACUUCCAGAUUUUCUUUCAAUGAAUCAACAUUAUUUAUGAGAAGAUAAAAAUAUGUAAUCUACCCAAUAUUUGUGCUCAUUUAAUGAGUUGAAGAAUCAAAGUUUUCACGACUAAUGGCGUGAAAUUGGGGUUUUGUAAAAAAAAAGCUUAUAGGACUACCUUUCAAAAUUUUAACUAAGAAAGGACCUGUGAA